Clarias gariepinus (North African catfish) is the source of this 3679-nucleotide messenger RNA. It is a transcript of the gene mapk11, whose product is annotated as mitogen-activated protein kinase 11. Gene Ontology annotation, cellular component: nucleus; cytoplasm. Gene Ontology annotation, biological process: protein phosphorylation; intracellular signal transduction. Gene Ontology annotation, molecular function: ATP binding; MAP kinase activity. The transcript has 12 exons. The record is from RefSeq and is a predicted model, not a curated record. NCBI's taxonomy places the organism in Eukaryota, Metazoa, Chordata, Actinopteri, Siluriformes, Clariidae. The coding region runs from base 127 to 1212 and encodes 361 amino acids.
CAGACGGAGCCUCUCCCCGUUCCGGGAAACUGCGACCGCAAACGGAGCGAAUUCAUCGGUGUAGUCGGAGAGGCGAGUGAAGUGCAGCUGGAGACAAGACAGCGUGGAGCGGGUUUAGUACUGAUCAUGUCAGCCAGACCGGGAUUUUACCGUCAGGAGCUGAACAAGACCGUAUGGGAGGUGCCCGAGCGCUACCAGAUCCUCACACCGGUCGGCUCGGGCGCGUACGGCUCCGUGUGCUCAGCAUACGAUGUGCAGCUUCGUCAGAAAGUAGCCAUUAAGAAGCUCUCUCGGCCAUUUCAGUCUCUCAUUCACAGUCGCCGCACCUACAGGGAACUGCGGUUGCUCAAGCACAUGAAACACGAGAAUGUUAUUGGUUUGCUAGAUGUUUUCUCUCCUGCAGCGUCACUAGAAGAAUUUAAUGAGGUGUAUCUUGUUACUAAUCUAAUGGGAGCAGAUCUCAAUAACAUAGUCAAAUUUCAACGCCUUUCAGACGAGCAUGUGCAGUUCCUCAUUUAUCAGUUACUUCGUGGCCUUAAGUACAUCCAUUCAGCUGGACUAAUACACAGAGAUCUAAAACCAAGCAAUGUAGCUGUGAAUGAAGACUGUGAACUCAGGAUCCUGGAUUUCGGAUUGGCCAGGCAGACAGAUGAUGAGAUGACCGGGUAUGUGGCAACACGCUGGUAUAGAGCGCCUGAAAUUAUGCUCAACUGGAUGCAUUAUAAUCAGACAGUGGAUAUCUGGUCUGUUGGAUGCAUUAUGGGCGAGCUUAUUAAGGGGAAAGUCUUGUUUCCAGGAAAUGACUAUAUAGAUCAGCUGAAAAGAAUCAUGGAGGUGGUUGGUACCCCAACUCCUGACCUUCUCAAGAAGAUCUCUUCAGAGCAUGCACAGAAAUACAUCCAGUCCCUUCCCUACAUGCCCCAGCAGGAUCUGGGGAAGAUAUUCAGAGGAGCCAAUCCACAGGCGGUGGAUUUGUUAAAGAGAAUGUUGGUGUUAGACUGCGACAGGCGGAUCUCUGCCACUGAAGCCCUGUCCCACCCUUAUUUCUCUCAGUAUCACGAUCCUGAAGAUGAACCUGAGGCACCAUUAUAUGACCAAACCCCUGAAAGCAAGGACCGCACGCUGGAGGAAUGGAAGGAGCUAGUGUUUGAGGAAGUUAACAGUUUUAAAGCCCCGGUCACCCAAACGGACAGCCUCCAGGCUGAGCAGUAAAACUACCCGAGAGGGGCAAAUACUUUUGAUUUGUCUCUCAUAUGACUCAAGACUGGGGAUCUGAGGACCUGGCAGUUAGGCAACUAGUAAAAUGAAAAAACAAUGCAUUCCAUUGAGAUAAAGGGUGUGUGUGUGUGUGUGUGUGUGUGUGUGUUAUAGACUUAUGAAUGCUGGAAAGUAAUAUGUCUCCACUUUCAAGGAAACAUUAUAGACUCCUACAUGCACAGCUGAUAUAUUAUUAUUAUUAUUAUAGACAGCAUGUUGUGUUUCUAGUGUACUUUUUCUUACAAGGACAAUACAAGAGACAUGAAGCGAAAUCUGGAUGUCAAUCAAAUCAAGAUGAGGAGGAAAAGGUCAGCAUGAAGACUAAAUGUUUACACAGAAGUUCCAUGUUUCACUGGAUGAACAACACAUACAUUAUAAACACUAGAGGAACAGAGAAUCAAAACUUUAAAAGAAGCAUUACAUCUUAUUCAUUUAAUCAUAAUAAUAUCUUUAUGUAAUAAAACACUUGAAGAUGAAAUUUUGACAUUAUGAAGUUAUGAAUAUGAUUUUAAAAAUACAAAAAACAGCAGAGUUAGUGUCACAUUAUUCACAGUUUUGAUUUGUUGCACCAAAGAUUAGAUAAGUAUAAAUAUGUGACAAAUUGAACUGAAACCUGGUGAUUGUAAUACUGUGACGGUACAGUGUUUUGCUGCCAGGGUUUGUGUUUUUUUUAUACUAUUAGAAGGAAGCUUUACUGCAAAUCAUUACAAACACACCUACAGGGCGACAUCAGAGCUCAUUGAAUGAGUAUGAAAAGUAUGUGAAUCAUAUAUGAUAGGCAUUCAAGUCAAACGACAAAAGACUUAUUAUUGUACAGAAUAACAAAACCCCGUUAUGAGAGUAAAAAACCCCUUAAUUUAUAAUCCCCUGCACAUAAUUUACUCGUGCUUGGAUACCAUCAGGGUUGACAGUUUUCUCAGUACGCCGGAGCCAUGAAUACAUUUCCUACUUUACAUCUGAAACACCGGCCUACCAGGAACUCCUUUAAUAAACCAAACAUGUGGAAUUGGCUUUAAGAGAGGUCAUGACUAUACUGGAGGAUGUGGCAGUAAAAUCCCAGCUAAGUUCCGACACAUAGAUGCGUCUCUUCCGCAAGUUGGCAACAAGUUGUCGGCCCAUUUUCAAGGAUCAGGCGUUCCUCUCGAUUAAAGUUUCACAUGAAUCACUGCAGUGGGCCCCAGGCCACUUUGAGUGGGGUCGUCAUUUACAGAUGUAUGGCCUUUAAAACGUUUGCAACCUUAAAUUUUUUUACCUCGUCUCAUCACUAUGCUGUGCUAGAAGCACAGUAGAAAUUCAGCAGAAAUUUUAUUACAAGUCCCAGUUUGACUUGAACGCCCCUCAUACUAUGACCUUAACUGAAACCAGGUCUCAUUAAUGCCUAUGGCAGAUUUUUGGCAAAUGUGUGAGGAAGCAUUCUUUAACGCCAUUAUCAAAUCACUAACUAUGGGAGUGUCUUGUUUUACACCUCAAGUUCAGCACCGAGGACUUUUUUACGUUUUUUUUUUCUUAUAUCUGUAGCUUCUACUUUGCUUGUAACUUCCCUUGUCAUUUUAUAUGUAUAUUAUUUAUACCCUAUAUGCGCACAUAUGCAUAUAGUUAAGUGGAAAUGAAAGUGUCUGCAUUUCCUAAAUUUGAGCGGAAACCAACAGUUAAAUUAUAUUUCUGAAUUUGAUCUAAACGUGAAUCUUAUUCCAUUUAUCUUUAAAGACUUUUACCUGUUGUUUACUUUGAAGCUCUUUGCCAGUUUUUAUUUCUGCUCUCCUUUCUAGUAUCGUGUCUUUAUAUUAAUGUGUCUUACAUUUCUCACUGAUGGUUUUUACUGCUGGUUAUGGUUAAGGCAAACACACUAAUAUCUCAUUUUAUUUCUCUGAAGGUCAGAGUUUUGUUUUUGGCCUUGUAAAGACUUUGUUCUUUAUACUAUUGACUCGACUGCUUACAGCAAACAGCUUAUGAAUAAGUGUGUUUGAAAUCUUUAUGCAUCACACAAGACUUGGCAAAAGUAAACAUGUGGUUUAAGUCUUUUAAAGUCUUAACGAGGCACGUUUAAAUAAAUCACUACAGCGUUGAAACGGGGAUGCGAUAUACUGUAACAUACGGCAUGUCUAGAUGUGGUAAUACUGUAUCUCACUAUUCAAGAUCUUUAUGUCAUUUAAAAGAAGUGAUCAGAUUAUUGACAUCUCACAUACCUCAGUUGCUUUUGUGAGUGUGUGAAUUAUGAAUCGUCAGACUUGAAAGUGGAACAUGUUUAGUGUUGAGAUGUUGUGCUGUAUGUUGUUUUAAUAGCUGUUCUUCCACUGACUGAAUGAACUGGUGCUUGAUUGGCUGUAGUGAGUCCCUCUGUGAAUUCACUUCACUCACACACCAGUUAAAUAUCUACGGUUGGUUUGCACUGCACUGUUUUACGCUACAGUUAUGAAUUUGU